Molecule: messenger RNA, 1689 nt
Organism: Rhodofomes roseus
Lineage: Eukaryota; Fungi; Basidiomycota; Agaricomycetes; Polyporales; Fomitopsidaceae
Exons: 2
Coding region: 88-1689 (533 amino acids)
Source: RefSeq, a predicted model, not a curated record
GAACGGGUCUCAUAAAGGCUGUCAUCUCACCCGCAAGGUCGCCGACUCUGAGGAUCCUGGUUGAAGCGGGCACAGGUGUGACGGACCAUGGAUAGACCCAGCCUGAAGCAGCUUGCUUUGGACGGAGAAGCUGCAGGCGGGAACAUCAUCUACUCCCUACCAGACAAGCAUAACCGCAUCGCUAUCCGGAGGCCUCGCGCUCGGACGACGGUCAACGACCUUCCGCACGACGUUCUCCUGAGCAUCCUCCGCGACGUCCAUAGGGCUACACUACGUCCCUUCAAUCACAUGGCCGACAUGGGAUUCGAACGCGAGAGCAACUACCAACCAGAACUCGAUCCCCCAGCUCCGUACCACUCUCGAUUAUCCCCAUGUUCGCAACACUCCGUCGAGCACAUCGCAUCCGUCUCUCCCCACUGGCUCGAAGCAAUGUCGAACAGCUCCGAGUUCUGGACGCAGCUCGUCAUCUGGACUGGACGCGAUGCCACACCGCUUUCGAUGGUCCGCAAGUACCUCGCGGGGUCGCGAGACAAGCCCCUCUCGAUCCACGUCUGGCGGAGGUACGACCCUUGCGUGGAAGACCGAACGGAAAAGGCACAUGUGAAGGCGAUUGUCGAGCUGCUCGUACCACACAUGAAGCGAACAAAGCUCCUAUGCAUGCAUCUCCUCCACUCGAGCUCCCUCCCACUACCACACACGGACCUUGUCGGGCGCGCGGAGAACCUGGUCCAACUCAAACUCGAGUUCAUCUUUGACGACGCGGUCGCACGUCCCGCACCGCUUCCGCCGUCCGAACGCACGUUCGAUACGCCCGCGCUCCUACAGCUCUCCAUUGGCGGCGUGCACUUCCGCGAAGCGUACGUGGCACCGGUACCCCGGCCGCUGUUUCCCCCCAAGCUUCGGUGGAUUACCAUCACAGAUUAUACCUCGGACCAAGUGCCAUUUCCCGCCGUUGCUCUCCUAGAGACUCUCACGGUCCCGGAUGGCUGUCCGCGACGAUACACUGGCAACCUGAGAGCAAACCUCACCAACCUCCAGCUCGACAGCUACUCUGACGCGGAUCCUCCUCGCCUGAAUGGCCAGAACAUCGACUGGUACUUCACAGACAUGUCUGGCGAUGUCAUCGCACAUCUCAGCUCCCACCUCGACUACCCUUCCGUUGAGACGCUGUCCUACACGCGCUGCACAACCUCUACCUAUAACCAUCCUACCCUCUGCAACUCGUACUAUCUCACGCUUGAGGGCAUCCCAGACUCGGCUACGCUGAGAUACUACAUGUUCGGCAACUUUAUAUCGAUUCGUGACUGCGACGGCUUCAAUUCUGAAGUGCUCCGUGCGCUUGCAAGGCCAGUCUCAGGGCCCUACUCCAACGCGGAAUCAUGGGUGUGCCCGGAAAUGGAUGCGCUAAGCAUCUCCGGGUGCAAGCGGUUUCACAGCUCAGAGCUGAGGGCUGCCCUCGAGGCGCGCCGCAGAAGGCAUGAGGAGACAGGCUUUGCGGAGGUGGAAGACUUUUACAGGGGGUACAUGUUGCUCUCGGUGACGCACCUCUAUGUCCGGGAUUGCGGCGAGUUGGCUGCGGAGGACAGGGAGUGGUUCGACAAUAAUGUGGAAGAAGUGCAUUGGGAUGACUGGUACGGGGGCACAGGUGAUGAUGAUGCUGAUGAUGAUGAUGAUGAAGAAGAAUUCUGA